GAAUAGCCGGAAAUUUAGUGUGCUCCUCCAACUCCUUUCCUAACUCGCCACAAAGUAAAGUGCCAGGUGUGACACAUUUGUGCCGACGACAGCUGAAGAUUUGCUUUUGCGGGUAGUCACGACAAUGCGUGAAGCGAUCGGUGUGUUUUAGCACAAGAUUAACAGUCCACAGCCAUGCGAAUUUACCCGAUUGGCGGCUGACAGGAGCGAAAGUGAGGAAGUGCGAAGACCUCAACACCUGACCAUAGAGCAAUUGAAGAGUUCAAGAUAGAUUCCUCCUUAUAUAGGAGGGGUCUACAUGCCGAUUGGUAUCCUGGGCUGAUUAGCCCAAAGUGCCAACAGGGGGCGCACCCCUGGAGAGGCUCCCGAUCCAAGCCCAUCCAAGCAACCUCUACCGCACCAUGAGCUGAUUCGGUCCGGGACAGACGAGAGAAGAUGGCGGCUACUGACCAGUCCCGGUCCGAAGCUGCCAAACAGCGACGACAGGAUCAACUGCAACGCUGGCUGGGCUCGGAGACGGACCAGACGGACUCCGAAGCACGAGGCGCCAGCAACAGUUCGGGGACUCGGCGGGCGAGGGUCCGCUUUGCUCAGGGAGCCGUGUUUAUGGCCGCCUGCUCCGCCGGGGACCGGGAGGAGGUGGCAGCGCUUCUCCGCCAAGGAGCUGACAUCAACCACGCCAACGUAGACGGACUGACAGCGCUCCACCAGGCCUGUAUCGAUGAGAACGCAGAAAUGGUUCAGUUUUUGGUGGAGAGUGGGAGCAACGUCAACACGGGCGACAACGAGGGCUGGACCCCCCUGCAUGCCGCAGCGUCUUGUGGCUACAUCCAGAUCGCCAAGUACUUGAUAGAGCACGGAGCCCACGUUGGAGCAGUAAACAGCGAAGGGGAACUUCCUCUAGACAAGGCCACAGAGGACCCCAUGAAGAGAUUGUUGAAAGCUGAAAUCAAAAAGCAAGGAAUUGAUGUGGACCAGGCCCGAAAGGAGGAGGAGAGGGUCAUGCUUCAGGAUGCCAAGGCAAUGCAAGAAGGUGGUGGCACUUUGACACCUCACCCAAACACGAAUGCAACAGCUCUGCAUGUAGCAGCAGCUAAGGGAUACAUUGAAGUUUUAAAAGUCCUGUUACAAUGUGGGGUGGAUGUGGACAGCCAGGACGUUGACGGUUGGUCACCUCUGCACGCGGCAGCUCACUGGGGGCAGGAGGAGGUGUGCACGCUUCUGGCGGACCACAUGUGCAAUAUGAAUGCUGUCAACAAUGUGGGCCAAACACCUUUAGAUGUUGCCGAUGAGAACCUAGUGGAGACACUAGAGGAGCUACAGAAGAAACAGAAUGCUUUACGCACCGAGAAAGAGAAACAGACUCCUGUCAUCGAGACCAACCUGCAAAUCUCCACAGUACCAGUGCGCACACGCAGGACUUCAAUCUCGCGCAUGAGCAGUAAGGAAAAAAUCUGCCUCCAUGAGCGGGAGAAGCACCCACCACAUGCCCUGCAAAGCAGCCCUGUGGAGGACGAGGAAGAAGAAGGCCAGACCGCACGGACGCAGUCGCAAAAUCAGCCCAAAGCAUCUAGCAGCUCCAGCUCGGAGGAUGAGAGCGAAUCAGAGAGUGAUGCAGAGUCUGAGAAGGCAAAAAACCGAGAGAUCAUAAACAAUUUGAACAACAAACGCAACACCAGCAGCCUCCCUCCUACCUCCAUACCAGCUGGCACCACUGCAAAUCAAGUCAAAAAGGAACCAGGCAAACUCCCUGCCAGCGAGGCUCCAGGCUCAUGGAGAACAUCGCUUAGGAAGGCAGGGAGCUCGGUGACUCUGGGCUCGGCCGGACUGUCCGACUCCACCCCAGACCAGAACAAGUCUCAAGAGUCUGGCCUCGGGAUGACUCGCUCAGCCUCCAGUCCUCGUCUUAGUUCAGAGACAGACACCAAGGAGCCAAGACUGGCCAGAGUUCCUCCUAUACCAACAAGGAGACUCUUCAGUAUUCCAGACAGUAGCUCUGACAACUCAAACAGUUGGCUGAGCCGAAGCUCAUCCUACACCCGUCGGCUUCACAGCCAAUCAGGGAAUGACCUCACUAGCUCCAACCCUUUUUUGCCUCGCAGCUCAUCUUACGGAAGGAGACUGGAUGAAGCCAGCGUCAACUCGGGUAGCACAGGAACAAGCACAUCUGGACUCAUUCGCCUCAACAGCGCUUUGGCACAGAGAUUUCCUCAGGAACAGACUGAUAAGACAGACCAGUUGCCAUUGGACAACAACACCAACCCUCAGAACACAAUUGGCCCUGAAUCUGAGACCAAGCAGCGGCGCAAGUCCUACUUGACACCAGUUCGGGACGAGGAGGCAGAGGCACAGAGGAAAGCUCGCUCACGGCAUGCACGGCAGUCUCGUCGCUCCACUCAAGGGGUGACGCUGACGGAUCUGCAAGAAGCUGAGAAGACAAUGAAGACCAUGAGGCAGGACAACAAAGUGAGAGAAAAGAAGGAUGAGGAUGAAAAGGAAAAAGAGAGAGAAGCAAAGUCUAAGAAGGGAGAAGAAGGGGAAGUGAGCUGGCGCUCCCGGAUAGCCAGCCUACAGAAGUCCGACCUGCUAGGUCUCACGCAGCCCGCCGGCACACCACGCCCUCAGACGGCUGACAGAAGGGCGAAUGAGGCCAGCGCUGGGGAGAGCGAGACUGAGCGAUGGGCCCAGGAGCGCAGGGAGAAAAGACAAGCUCGAGCCAGGAGGAAGGUUCAGAGGAGCGGAGAGCCUGAUGACAAUGAUCCCAGCGGAGAGGAAGAAUUUUUAGGCAGCCGGCUAGAUCUGCAGUCAGACCAGCUCUUGGUUUCCAGGCCCAGUGUGCAAUGUAACGAGGGUGUUGAGAGCAAGGAUUUCAAAAAGCUCUUUGAGGAUAUGACCAGAGAAAACGGCCAGCUGCAAUCUCAGCUGCAGGACACGCAGAGGGUUGUCACUCAGACCAGGAUGGACUUAGAAAAGGCUACGCAGAGACAAGAGCGCUUUACUGACUGUUCAGCCCUGCUGGACCUUGAGAGAAAGGACCGUCGGAUGCUGGAGCGGCGGAUGGCAGAGCUUGAGGAGGAGCUGAAGGUUCUAGUUGACCUGAGAGCAGACAACCAGCGGCUUAAAGAUGAGAAUGGAGCACUUAUUCGUGUCAUCAGCAAACUCUCCAAGUAGAGGAUGAGACAGAAAGCUGGGACCCUCCUCCUUCUCCCUUCCAUCUUACCACAUUCACACACACCCCCGCCCCAAGCCAAAGGAGUGGGUCACCGAGUGUUGACUUGGCUUGUGAUGCCUUUCGAACAGCUGGAGUGGCUUUUGCGUGCCUUGUUGGGUCUGUUUGUCACAGGAAGUGUUUUGGCCUAACUGACCGGUCCCACAAAAGCCAGAAGGUCCACAUUGUGCCACAGCUGUGCAUUGGAGGAGGCACAAUCCUUUCAUGCACAUCCCUUGAACGCACAAGGCCAAUUGGUCUUAAAUCUCCUACUUAGUAUUUUGUGAACACAUUUGCAUCACACAUUCACAUUUGUAUUAACUGGCCGUCCUGAUCUCAUGUUAUCAAGCAGGAAAGGUUUGGUUUGUUUUAAGAUUCAGCCAAAAGCUGUUUUUUCACCUCAUACAAGUAUUUGAACCCACCUACCUCUCCACCUAUGCACCUGCCUUGUAUAUUUUUAUUUUUGUUACCCCAUACACACUCCAAGCCCUUAAAUGAAAAGACCGCCGAUCAAGGUCAUGGCACUUUACUCUCUGCAAAGCAAUAACAGACGUGCCGACAAAAAUUGCUGUUCUGUCAAGCCUAUUAAGCUAUGAACAUUUUUUUAAAUCUUUGAUAAAAAUCUAAAUGUCAUAGUUUUUCAUUGUAAAUUCUUCAAAGAGAGCAUGGUUAUGUACAAAGGGCAUUCAAAAAGAAAUGCACUCAAGUGCAUUGCUCGUACAGGAUUUUACAAUAUUGUUUAUAUUUGGCACAAACAUGAUAGGACACACCUUUUUGCGAUUGUUAUAUGUGUUUUUCUUUUCAGAUUUUUAAAGCUUAAACUAACUCAUCAGCAUAAGUUUUGUUGUCAGGAUUGACAGAGGUGGAUGGGCGACCACUACGGGGCUCAUCGGCUAUGCUGACUUCUCCCACCUCUUCAUGGUCUUCAGUGUUUUUAAAUCGCUGUACCCAUCUUUUUGCAGUACGGUUGUGAAUCCUCGGAUGGGUUUCUCCCUCUGCAACAAGAAUUUAGAUUACAGCUCUUUGUUUCUGACAAGCUUCAAGAGGGGCAGCCAUUUUGAAAGCUAGUUUAAGCUUUCAAAAUCUGAAAAUAGGAAAAACACAUAUAACAAUCGCAAAAAGGUGUGUCCUAUCAUGUUUGUGCCAAAUAGAAACAAGAUUGCUAAAAUCCUGUACGAGCAAUACACUUGAGUGCAUUACUUUUUGAAUGCCCCUCGUAUAUUAUAUUUGUAUAAAUAUUAGUUUAGUAUACUCUUUUUGAAGUGGAAUGCCAUGUACCGGUAGUCUUCCUUCACAUAUUGGUUUUUUAAUAUAUUAAAAUGCACCUCAAACGUACUACUUCUCCAUCCCCUAACUUGGUUUCGAAAUGUUGUUGCCUCGUCAUUUGUGGUCACCUGCUCCACACCACUUUGCUCUGCACAUUCCAGUGCAUUGUUGUUUUGGGAGCUUGGCAUUUUUCACGUUGGACGCAAAAUUAGAAAAAGAAAAUGACACACCUUCGUAAUGUAUAGCUACCAAUACGAAUUAUUUGCAAGUGAUGCACAACAUGGGAGGCUUGGCGUCUGCAGCCCAGUCAAAUGCCAUCAGUUUAGAUCUCAUCAUAUAAGAACUGAACUGCUUGCUGUCCUGCAGGCUAGACAAGCUGAGCUCCUAAUAAGGCAGGCGCUGU
Corythoichthys intestinalis (scribbled pipefish) is the source of this 4877-nucleotide messenger RNA. RefSeq names its product protein phosphatase 1 regulatory subunit 12A. Lineage: Eukaryota; Metazoa; Chordata; Actinopteri; Syngnathiformes; Syngnathidae. Gene Ontology annotation, molecular function: protein kinase binding; enzyme inhibitor activity; phosphatase regulator activity. The transcript is spliced from 26 exons. The record is from RefSeq and is a predicted model, not a curated record. The coding region runs from base 436 to 3171 and encodes 911 amino acids. Gene Ontology annotation, cellular component: cytoplasm. Gene Ontology annotation, biological process: signal transduction.